AUGUCCGACUACAUAGCCGCCCUCCACCUGCCCCUCAUCUUCAACAAGAUUUUUGCGGACCAGAUGGAUAGUCUCUACAUCGCGGGGGUGAUGCCAUCGGCCGAGAAGUCGCUGUCCAAGCUUCUUUGCGGUUGUUAUAAAUCGGGAGCGGAUACACGCGAGUACGACAACGACACGGCCUACGCAAAGCCGGACGGCGAGCCGCUGGUUACGGAGCCGGAGGAGCCCCCAUUUCGAGCGAACGCCCAUCUGCCUCAGUUACCGAGCCCCCCUCCACCGGCGACCCAUUGGAACGAUCAAAAAACGAUGGAUACGUACUCCCACUAUGGCGGUGAGGUCGAGGAGCCAGAAGAAGGAGCCCUCGUUGAGUACUGUAGAAUCGACAAGCAACAGCAACCCGCCAUUCCACGCGUCUGCGAGGCGACCACCGUCACCAUCGCCCGCACCCCGCAAUUCCGGAUGCCGACUGUCCCGAUGCCGACGGCCGGAGCGACGGCGGCCCCGGUGCGCAGCGUCCAUGUCGUUGACGUCGAGAUGGGCCGAAAAUGCGCGAGUCGCGAGUGCCAUGGAUGCAAUCGUGGAUUCCAGGAACAUCCUUGGAGGAAGGUGUGCGUGCACUGCCGCUGCGAUCGCAACGAGCACGAGGUCGCCCCGAAUCAGGUGCUCUCCGUCUACGAGAGGCUCGGCGUCAAGCCGCCACCAGCCGACAUGUCGCUGGGGCAGGCGACGCGCAACGAUGCGCCCGGGUCGGUGGCGCACGGCUACGCCUGGGUCCCGCCGGGAUUGAACCGGAAGAAGGUAGAAGAGUACAUGGCCCAGCUGCCGAACCAUGUCGUCCCCAGAACGAACUCGGCCGGAGAGAAGUAUAGGGAAAAGCAGCUGCUCACCCAGCUUCCGCGCCAGGAUCUUUCGGCCGCCUACUGUCGACACCUCCGGACGCCGAUCGAGCGAAAGGUUUACGAAGAAUUCGUGAAUGCCCGUAACGAGAUCGCCCUGGACAUUGGCUACGUCUCAGCUAUGAUCACCAAGUCGAUGGAGUGCAAAAAGUGCCGUGGCCUGCUCGAGAAGAACGAGAUGGCCGUGGUGGCGCCAAAGUUGGGCGAGAAUGUCGGCUGGCAUCCCGCGUGUUUCACCUGCAGAACUUGUGAUCAGCUGCUCGUGGACCUGACGUACUGCGUCCGCGAGAACGACGUCUAUUGCGAGCGGCACUACGCCGAGCUGCACAAGCCCCGAUGCGCCGCAUGCGAUGAGGGGUUUAUGUUGGUGCUCCUCCCCUCAAAUAAGGAGCACGAGUCGACCGGAAAGGAU
Messenger RNA from Mesorhabditis spiculigera, 1308 nucleotides. The record is from the annotation of a GenBank genome assembly. Lineage: Eukaryota; Metazoa; Nematoda; Chromadorea; Rhabditida; Rhabditidae.